Molecule: messenger RNA, 1185 nt
Organism: Sphenostylis stenocarpa
Lineage: Eukaryota; Viridiplantae; Streptophyta; Magnoliopsida; Fabales; Fabaceae
Source: the annotation of a GenBank genome assembly
AUGACCAAUUCUUUUAAAAACAAAUUAGGGCAAGGAGGCUUCGGUAGCGUAUAUAAAGGGAAGUUACAUGAUGGACGUGUUGUUGCAGUGAAGAUUUUAGGUGAAUCAAAAGGCAACGGAGAAGAAUUUAUCAAUGAAGUGGCAAGUAUUAGUAGGACCUCACAUGUUAACAUUGUUAGACUUCUGGGAUUUUGUUUUGAUAGUUCUAAACGUGCUCUAGUAUAUGAGUUUAUGCCUAAUGGAUCUCUUGACAAGUUCAUAUACGAAGAGAAAAAUCCAUUGCAGAUUGCUCAUCAAUUGGAUUGCAAAAUGUUGUAUAAUAUUGCAGUUGGCAUUGCUCGUGGAUUAGAGUAUUUACAUAGAGGGUGCAACACUAGAAUCUUGCAUUUUGACAUAAAACCUCACAACAUAUUAUUAGAUGACGAUUUUAGUCCAAAAAUUUCGGAUUUUGGACUUGCAAAAAUAUGUCCAAGAAAAGAAAGUGUGGUAUCCAUCAGUGGUGCUAGAGGAACUGCAGGUUAUAUUGCUCCAGAAGUUUUUUCCAGGAAUUUUGGUGCUGUGUCACUUAAAUCAGAUGUUUACAGUUAUGGAAUGAUGAUCUUAGAAAUGGUUGGAAGAAGAAAGAAUAUUAAGGUUGAAGUCGAUCGUUCGAGUGAAUUAUAUUUUCCUUAUUGGAUUUAUGAUCGACUUGAAUCAAAUCAAGAUCUUGAUUUACAAAUUGUAAAAAAUGAAAGUGAUGACAGAAUGAUGAGGAAAAUGGCCAUAAGUAAUGCGCAUCAAGUAUACGACAAAGGAAGGGCUUUCAUGAAUUUGUUUUUGUACGUGUGGUUGUAUUCUGAGAAAGUGUGGUGGAAAAUGGAGGAGGAUUCUGUUGUCAAGAUUAGCAUAACAACUUGGAAAUUUCUGCAGUUAAAAGGCAUUAAUCUUUCUCGGUAUCUAAGGUGUUUCCCUCUAGCCAAAGCCGAGUCCAAGUCCAAAUCAAUUAAACAAGUGGUGAGAGAGUGGGAAUGUGGUCAACUUUUUCAACUGGUUCCCUUUUUAAAAUUGGUAAGUGUCUGUGGAGACGACGAAUUCAAAGAUAAGUGGCAGAGACAACUAGACAUUUCAUUUUCACUCAAAGAUGUCAGAACCAUCCCACUCGAUUCCAUCUUUCAAGGUCAAACCCGUAGCCGUAGGCGGCCAUAA